Messenger RNA from Peronospora farinosa, 3177 nucleotides. NCBI's taxonomy places the organism in Eukaryota, Oomycota, Peronosporomycetes, Peronosporales, Peronosporaceae. The record is from the annotation of a GenBank genome assembly.
AUGCGAGUCCACGUUCAAUUGUUCCUUGCAGCAGUUGCAAUCACGCAUACUAUCAAAGCCGAGCCAACAACUUUCGUCGGUGUGAGCAAGAAUAAUUCAUCUACCGAGUCAAGCUCUACUGCGGCUAAGACGACAACUUUCGCCACUGGGAGUCCGACUAAACCCUCUGAAGAGUCAAUUAAUACUGCGGGUAGAGACGACGGCGAAAGGAUGUUCGAGAGGUUGAGCGAAAUGGUCGAAAAAGCAAAGGAUGCAGUACGUUCCAAGCUAGGCAAUGUCGUUGCGAAAACCGACAUUGUACAACCUGAGGGGUAUGAGACGUUUUCGGAAGUGGCCACAAAGCAUCAAAAAGAUUCAGUCUCAGCGUUUGCUGAAUUAAAGAAAAAAUUUGACUUGGCGCGCCUAAUAGUAGCUGCGAAGAAGGGCUCAACGCCUAAUGAUGCUGUUUUGGAAUUGGAGAAAGCACAAAUGGAGUAUUGGCUGAACAAUAAGAUAUCUAGUCAUGAUGCAUUCGGGCUGCUGAAACUGAACAAGGCUGAAGAUGGCCUUGCUAGUCCUCUCUUUUCUUAUUGGAUCACAUACGUGAAAAGGUUCAACAAGGGUAAUGCUGGGGAAAGUAAGAUUGUCUUCGACAUUUUGAUGUCCGAGUUUGGCGAUGUAGCCUUGGCGCGCCUAAUAGUAGCUGCGAAGAAGGGUUCAACACCUAACAUUGCUGUUUUGAGAUUGGAGAAGGCACAAAUGAAGUAUUGGCUGAAGGAGAAGAUGAUAUCGGCUUAUGAUGUGUUCGUGCUGCUGAAACUGAACAAGGCUGACGAAAACCUGCUUACUAAUCCUCUCUUUCCUUAUUGGAGUAGAUACGUGAAAAGGUUCAACAAGGAUAACGCUGGAGUAAGAAAGAGUGUCCUCUACAUUUUGAUGCUCAAGUACGGCAAUGAAGACUUAGCGCGCCUAAUAGUAGCUGCGAAGAAGGGUUCAACACCUAAUAUUGAUGUUUUGGGACUGGAGAAAGCACAAAUGGAUUAUUGGCUGAACAAUAAGAUAUCGGCUUAUGAUGUGUUCGUGCUGCUGAAACUGAACAAGGCUGACGAUAACCUGCUUACUCAUCCUCUCUUUCCUUAUUGGAGUACAUACGUGAAAAGGGUUAGUGCGAAAUACCAUCAGAAAAAGUUGAGUGUCGUCGACAUUUUGACGCCUAAGUAUUACAGUGAUGUAGACUUGGCGCGCCUAAUAGUAGCUGCGAAGAAGGGCUCAACGCCUAAUGAUGCUGUUUUGGAAUUGGAGAAAGCACAAAUGGAGUAUUGGCUGAACAAUAAGAUAUCUAGUCAUGAUGCAUUCGGGCUGCUGAAACUGAACAAGGCUGAAGAUGGCCUUGCUAGUCCUCUCUUUUCUUAUUGGAUUACAUACGUGAAAAGGUUCAACAAGGGUAAUGCUGGGGAAAGUAAGAUUGUCUUCGACGUUUUGAUGUCCGAGUUUGGCGAUGUAGCCUUGGCGCGCCUAAUAGUCAAUGCGAAGAAGAACAAGGAGAACGAAGAGAUUAACAAAAAUGCUGUAGCAUUGGGGGAAGAGCAACUCAAGUAUUGGCUGAGAAAGGGUGAAUCUAUUGAUGAAGUGUUCGAGAUGCUGAGACUACAUACAGUUGAGGAUAGCGUGCUUACUAAUCCAGUCUUUAAUCAAUGGUACUCCUACUUUGAGAUGGUCAAUAAGAAACAUGGCAACAAGGAAUCGGUCAUCGACUUCUUGAGCAGUAAGAAGGGAACGAGCUUUGAGGAUUUUAUGAAGGACGAGCUGGAAAAGGCAAACCUUGGAACAAAAAGCAGAGUUGAUGAACUGUUCGUGGAUCUGAGACUGGAAAGAGUUGGUGACGGCCUGUUUACUGAUCCACUCUUUAUAUUUUGGCGUGCCUGCUUGGAGAAGUUCAAUGGGGCACAUCCCAAAAAGUCCCGAACAAGUGUUAUCCAGUCGUUGCGAACCGUUUACGGUGACAAAGGAUUAGCCGACCUAAUUCGUGCUGAAGAAAAGGUCACAAAAUCAUCAGAAUACGCUAGUCGUUUGGAGAACGAUCUAUGUGCGACCUGGCUGUCAGAUGGAAAGUCAUUAGAUGACGUGUUUAAGUUUCUUGAUCUCAACCGUGCAGACUAUAAGUUGUUGGAAAACCCUUCGAUGAAGACAUUUGCUAAGAUCACGCAAUUUUUUGUCAGUAUGGACAGCAAAGAACUUCCAAUGACGAAGGAGGCGAGCUUCGAGGAGCACGAGAUUCUUCGAGGUAUAAAAAUUGCAUCGGGUACAGGAGGGCUGCGAACUACGACAUUGGAAAAGGCUCUCUUUCGACUGUGGUUUACUCAAAAGAAACAUCCAGAAGAGGUCUACAAGAUGUACUUUGGUCAAGACAAAUUGAGUGGAAUUCUGAAAGACGAGGGCAAUCUGUUUGAAAUCCCUCUUUUCAUCACUUUCGUCAAGUACUCGGAGGGUUAUUCCAGAACCAGAAGUCUUGCAAUCGAUGACGAUGUAAAUGAGGUUGUAAGAAACCCUGAAAAUAAAAAAUGGGGGACUGACCCAACAAAUCAGGUAAAUUUCGUCGUUCGUGAGUUCAAGAUGCCAUUAGUGAUAGAAAAAGAGUUCAAAGACAAAAUGGACAAAUUGGGCGAAAUGAUUAUGUCGGUGAAAGAGUCAUCGAGCAACUCCGUCAAAGCGUCAUCAAGUAAGCCCAUGAAAGAGUCAUCGAGUAAUUCUGCGCUGUUUGCUGUUAAACAAGUGGAGGAUGCUUUGUUUAUUUGGUGGAACCAAAGGGUAACACCAGAUUUAGUUUUCAAGAAAUUGCAGCUGAAUACCAAGAUGGCGCCUGCAGAGCUGUUCGAAAACCCUUCGUUUCGUUGGUGGAUUGAUUAUAUGGAUAGUUUCUUCACACAAGCUAAGCGUACUGAGGAAACAGGGAAAACCUUGAUGGAAGUAUUUGAGCCUUCAACUAAUCUUGUUUGGCUUAGAAAUGCGCGAGAAGAAAAAACUACGAAAGAACUAGCUGACAGGGUGUGGACCAAUUUGUUAAAGGAACAUUUACAAGCGAAUACAAGCCCAGAAAAAGUCAAGAAAAACCUGAUGAUACCGCCGAUAGCAAAUGACGACGAGGUUGAUCUUCAACGAUACAGUAAAGCUUUGCAUAGAAGGAAAACAGAACGCUGA